Molecule: messenger RNA, 276 nt
Organism: Ziziphus jujuba (common jujube)
Lineage: Eukaryota; Viridiplantae; Streptophyta; Magnoliopsida; Rosales; Rhamnaceae
Exons: 2
Coding region: 1-276 (91 amino acids)
Cellular component (GO): nucleolus
Source: RefSeq, a predicted model, not a curated record
AUGUCAUCCUAUGAUAGUGUUGUCGGUGGAAUGCUGAAGCUGAAGGGCAAUGCUCUGGAUGUGAAAGCUAGUGGCGUAAAGAAGAAAGAGAAACAUAAAAAGCAUCAAGAAAAAACUUCUUUAGUCACAGACAAUGAACUCUCAACAGGUGGAAGUACGAAACUAACACCUAAUCCUGAUGAGGAAGAGAUAGAUGUUACCAGCAAAUCGAACGACGCAGAAAAAGCUCCUCAUUAUGAUGAUAAUCUCACGCCUGCUGAGAAACAAUUUAUAUAG